GCCACACACGCGUGCUGCUUCGAACCGCUAGUGUCGGCGUGUUCGGCCAGCCAGCCGAUGCGCGGGAGCUAGCGUGCCCCGAUGUGCGGAUGGUAUUAUGCAGCAGCAUCGGCCGCCGUGCCGCCUGGACACCGCUUCUUGCCUCGUCGCGCUGUGGCUGCUCGUCGCGGUGGUGCAAGUGACAUCGACAGCCUACAUUCACAAAGCGUGUGACAGCGAUGGCGACUGCGCGGACGUGCCUAACACCUUCUGCAAGGGUAACGAAUGCAUUUGCCUGCCAAAGUUCAGCCGCAACUACCCGCCCUGCAACGAAGGUAUCGAGCUUGGGGAGAGCUGUUCCCGGCACGAGAACUGCGAGGCGAACGACAACAACUCGUACUGCAGCCACUCCAUCUGCCGCUGCAAACCACUUUUUCGUCGAGUCCUGGUGGCAGGCGAGAAUGUCACCCGCUGCCGAAGAGGUAACGAGCCCCGCGAAUCGUGCUACAACGUGGAAGACUGCAACGGCUCCAACGCCACCUGCUACGAGGGCCUGUGCAGGUGCCGCGAGGGCUUCUACAAAGACGAGGAUACCGACGACUGCAGGCCGAGAAGGUACCUGGAUGAGACAUGCGCCCGGGACUCCGACUGCGAGAGCCUGGUCAACAACUCCUAUUGCAGCAGCGACCGAUGCGACUGCAAGAACGGCUACAUCCGCGAGGGCGCUCUGCUCGACGAGCAGCAUUGCGAGAUAGACAGGGGAGGACGUGGGGCCUUGAAGAUCCUCUUCGCCCUCAUGCUUCCGGUGGUCGUGUGUGCGUUUGUUUACCUAUACAGGAACCGCAAGGUUAACCAGGCCAGCAAGAACCAGCCCGGAGAGGAAGACCGACAGUCAGCAGCCUCACCGGCUCCACAAGGGACCUACUCCACAGAUACGGGAGUAAAGUCUCCCUCGGUCAACACCCCGCUGUCACCCAUGCCUCCUGAUAUUAUCACCGGUAGUCCCGUCCAAGUACGCACAACUCUGGCCGUGGACACAAGGGGAAAGCCUCCGUGCACUUUCAGCAUCAUGGUCUGAUCACCUGGCUACGAGAUCGACCAGCCACCGCCAUCUCUCAGGAAGCAAGGAUUCUUGA
Messenger RNA from Rhipicephalus sanguineus (brown dog tick), 1115 nucleotides. RefSeq lists its product as uncharacterized. The coding region runs from base 98 to 1057 and encodes 319 amino acids. The transcript is spliced from 9 exons. The record is from RefSeq and is a predicted model, not a curated record. NCBI's taxonomy places the organism in Eukaryota, Metazoa, Arthropoda, Arachnida, Ixodida, Ixodidae.